Aspergillus brunneoviolaceus CBS 621.78 is the source of this 501-nucleotide messenger RNA. RefSeq lists its product as uncharacterized. The transcript has a single exon. NCBI's taxonomy places the organism in Eukaryota, Fungi, Ascomycota, Eurotiomycetes, Eurotiales, Aspergillaceae. The record is from RefSeq and is a predicted model, not a curated record. Bases 1 to 501 code for a protein of 166 amino acids.
AUGUCUCCGCCACUUUACCACCUCAACCUCGCAUACUACGUGCACUAUCUGCCGGAGCAGCUCCGCGCCCUCCAGGUCCCGGUGCAGCGCCCGCGGAUGACGCAUCUCAAGUGUGGGCUGUGCCACCGCCUCCAGGAGGAUCCGGAGAGGGCGCUGCACCAGUGCUCGAACUGCUACAGCUGCUUCCAUCUGGGCUGUGUGGCGCAGCUGAGGAUCCACGAGCUGUCGGAGCGGAAUGUCCGGCUGGUCUACGGCUGCCCGAGCUGUGGCACGCCGUGGUUGACUCCGCAGCAUUCUGCCGAGGAGCGCGGGAAGUCUGCGAGCCCCGGGAAAGAGAAGAAGAAAGUGAACUGUCAGGUCAAGUACCAGUACCAGCGCAACGCGGAAAACGACUAUGUGUGUACUGUCCGCAUGCCCGAUGGCCGGCCAUGCGGGGUGACUGCGGCACUUUGGGAUGCGUUCGCGGCGCAUCACGCACGCCAGCAUGAGUCCCGGAGGUGA